This is a messenger RNA of Aspergillus caelatus, 1239 nucleotides long. RefSeq names its product glycoside hydrolase superfamily. Gene Ontology annotation, biological process: carbohydrate metabolic process; chitin catabolic process. NCBI's taxonomy places the organism in Eukaryota, Fungi, Ascomycota, Eurotiomycetes, Eurotiales, Aspergillaceae. The transcript has 7 exons. Gene Ontology annotation, cellular component: extracellular region. The record is from RefSeq and is a predicted model, not a curated record. Bases 1 to 1239 code for a protein of 412 amino acids. Gene Ontology annotation, molecular function: chitin binding; chitinase activity.
AUGAAAACUUUCUUCCUCCUCCUCUGGGGCCUCGCAUGCUUCACCAGUGCUGCCUUCAUCCCGCAUUCAAAGGAUGAACAUGAUACUUCUAGGCCUGAGAACGGGUAUAUAUCUAUGGCCUACUAUGCAAAUUGGGCCAUAUACAAUGACCACUACCCGCAGCAUAUCCCCGUCGACAAACUCACUCACGUUCUCUACGCUUUUGCGAACAUCACCGAAGCUGGUGAGGUUCGGCUAUGGGAUCAAUGGUCUGACUACGAUAAACACUUCCCUGGAGACCCGGCGGAAGAAGAUAAAGACAAUGUCUACGGAUGUAUCAAACAACUGGGUCUCCUGAAACAGAAGAACAGACAUCUAAAAGUCCUUCUGUCGAUCGGCGGGUGUACAAACUCACAAAGCUGGGCUGGUAUUCUCCAGGUUGACGCAAACCGAAAGAACUUCGCCCAGUCGGCCGUCAAGUUGAUGCAUGACGUGGGUAUCCCAAAAAAAGAUAGUGCAAAAGAUAUGGUGGCUCUCCUGAAGGAAGUAAGAGAGGAACUGGACAGAUGCAGCAAGGAGCAUGCGAACAGCAACCAUUUCCUCCUAACCAUUGCCUGCUCAGCCGGUGCCUCAAACUACAAAGUUCUUCCUAUGUCUGAGAUGGAUCAAUAUCUCGAUCUCUGGAAUCUGAUGGCAUACGACUACGUCGGCAAUGAUGCUAUAAAAUUCUAUACCUCCAAUGGUGUAUCACCCAAAAAGAUUGUCCUCGGAAUGACGCUUUACGGCCGCUCAUUCGUCAACACUGCCGGACUAGGACAACCCUACGUUGAUGUUGGGACGGGCAUGGGCGAUGCCAGAGUUUGGCAUUACAAGGUUUUGCCGUUGGCUAAUGCAAAGGUUGUUGAACUACCAAUGACAGGGGCCAGCUAUAGUUACGAUGAGAAAACAAAGAUGUUUGUUUCCUACGAUACGGUGAACAUGACCAUGGUCAAGGCGGGGUAUAUCAACACGAACGGCCUUGCAGGUGGAAUGUGGUGGGAAACCAGUAUGGAUAGAGUUGGGGAACACAGCCUUAUUGGUACGCUUGUUCGAGAACUCGGUGGCCCUGACGCUUUGGAAAAAUCCGAAAACUAUAUGAAUUUUCCUGGUCGAAAUACGCAAAUGUCCGGAAUGGAUUUAAAACUGAUCAAAAAACAUGAUGAGACUCUGUCGUUCUGGCUCUGUACCACAGGAUUUGAGAAUUAUCCUAGAGUUCUAUAG